Messenger RNA from Sorex araneus (European shrew), 811 nucleotides. It is a transcript of the gene LDLRAD1, whose product is annotated as low density lipoprotein receptor class A domain containing 1. The coding region runs from base 1 to 609 and encodes 202 amino acids. The transcript has 6 exons. NCBI's taxonomy places the organism in Eukaryota, Metazoa, Chordata, Mammalia, Eulipotyphla, Soricidae. Gene Ontology annotation, cellular component: plasma membrane. The record is from RefSeq and is a predicted model, not a curated record. Gene Ontology annotation, molecular function: protein binding.
AUGAACAAGGUCUUCCCCAAGGGUCCCGUCAAUGGUGGCACAGCUGCAGGAGCCAAAGGAGCAGUAGGCCGCCGCCCCCUCGGAUGCUCGCGGGCAGGGCUCUGCCUCUCGGCCUCUCUGCUGCUCCUGCUGGCAGUGCUCGCGGCUCUGCUCGCCAUGGUCGCCGUCCUCGGACCCCCUCCACGCACUCCAGCGACCCAGGCCUGUGUGACACCGGCCAACAGGACGGGCUUCCUGUGCCACGACCGGAUUCACUGUGUCCCGGCCAGCAGCGUCUGUGACAGCAACCGCAACUGCGCCCAUGGCGAGGACGAGGACGAGGAUUUGUGCCGAAACGUGCCCCACAGCCUCCCCAGCUUCCUGCUGGCCCCCUGCGGAGACCCGGCCGCCUGGGUCUACUCAGACCAGCGCUGUGACGGGGUGAACAACUGUGGGGACUGCUCUGACGAGCAGAGCCCAGUGUCCGAGUGCCCGGCCUGUGGCCCUGGCUGGUGGCGCUGCUCCCCGACCGUCUUUAAGUACUGCGACUGCAUCCCGAGGAGCCUCUGCCGAGAUGGCAGGCAGCACUGUGCCGACUGGUCCGACGAGUACUCCUGCCCCCGGCCCUGAGCACUGCUGCCCUGGCCUGAGCACUUCUGCCCCAGCCUUGAGCACUGCUGCCCCCUGCCCUAAGUAUUCCUGCCCCUGCCCCGAGUAUUCCUGCCCCUGCCCCGAGUAUUCCUGUCCCCUGCCCCGAGUAUUCCUGCCCCCAUCCCAAGUAUUCCUGUCCCUGCCCUGAGUACUUCUGCCCCCACCCUGAGUGUGGGGCAGG